Molecule: messenger RNA, 1702 nt
Organism: Gadus morhua (Atlantic cod)
Lineage: Eukaryota; Metazoa; Chordata; Actinopteri; Gadiformes; Gadidae
Exons: 8
Coding region: 283-1410 (375 amino acids)
Source: RefSeq, a predicted model, not a curated record
UGUCUCAUGGAGCUGUUCGAGGUGUGUCCUGUGUGCAAGCGUGUUUGCAGUGUGAAAAACAAAGUGCUUGGGACAUUCAUAUCAGUGAAACAGCUGUGUGAGUAUUGCGAGUAUUCCCGAAUUUGGCAAAGCCAGCCUCUUCUGGAUAGCACACCAGCUGGGAACUUGCAGCUUUCUGCAGCAGUGUACAUCAGUGGAGCCUCUUUCUUCAAACUUCAAAGGGUGUUCAAGGCGAUGCAUCUGCAGAUUAUUCUGUAUGAUACCUUUCGUCGGCAUGCCUGAAUGUUUAUAGAGCCAGCUAUUGUCCAUAAAUGGAACCAUUCCCAGGAUGUGAUGCUGCAGCAGCUCAGCGAAGAAAGAAAAGUAAUACUUGGUGGCGACAUGAGGGCUGAUUCUCCAGGGCACUGUGCAAAAUUUGGGAGCUACACCAUGAUGGACCUCAACACCAAAACUAUUGUCGAUCUCCAGUUGGUUCAGAGCAAUGAGGUUGGAGGAAGCUCCCAUAUGGAGAAGGAAGGCCUGAAGAGGAGCCUGGCAUUGUUGGAUGCACGUGGUGUAACCAUCGAUAGCAUCGUCACUGACCGUCAUCCACAAAUCCAGAAAUUUCUGAGGGACAACAACAUCACUCAAUUUUAUGACGUCUGGCACAUGGAGAAAGGAAUUACAAAGCAACUACAUAAAAUAAGCAAAACCAAGGACUGCCAGAAAGUAAAGACAUGGAUGCAAGCCAUCAGAAACCAAAUCUAUUGGACGGCGGCAUCGUCAAUAACCGGGCCGGAGAGAGUGGCAAAAUGGACCUCCCUCCUGAACCAUGUUCAGGAUAUUCAUACUCAUGAUGAUCCCCUCUUCCCAAAAUGUCUACAUCCAAUUCGCAGCACAACGGACAAGAGUAGAUGGCUCUCAGGAGCAACUCCUGCAUUCUACAAGCUGGAGAAGGCGCUGACCAAGAAGACAGUCCUGAGGGAUAUAGCAAAGCUCAGUCCCCACCACCAGACGUCCUCUUUGGAGGCAUUCCACGCCGUGAUCCUGCGGUUCGCUCCUAAAAAUGUGGUCUAUCCAUUUCUAGGAAUGCUGUGCAGACUCUACCUGGCUGCAAUGCAUUACAAUGAGAAUUCUGAUAGAGGACAAGCCACUACGUCAUCAGGGGAUCUUAUGUUCAGACUGACCUUUCCUAAGGCCAGGAAGGGAGAGUGCAGAGCCAAACCAGUGAAGACUGAGGCGACAUUUCAGUAUGUGAAUGAUUUGAUGGACAUGAUCAUGGAGAAGGUCUUUGUCGACCCAGCAUCCUACAGAGCUGAGAUUCUGAAGAUAAACAUCCCGCCGGAACUGUCUUCAGAAUAUGAGCAUCCAGACAAGGAGGAGGUCAUCGCCAGCUACGUCUCCAGAUUUAAUCAAGGGAGGGUGGUUUGAAUCCUCGGUAUCUUCCAUGGGCAUCCGGAAAUUCCCGGUGUAUGCGAAGAACCACGCAUGAUGGGAUAACAACCCGUAUCUUCCGCCCAAGGAAGCCCCAGCACCAGCUCACAAAAUUUCUGUAGGCUAAAUACCUGUAACGACUGAGAAAAUGUAACAUUGUUAGUCAACAGGUUCUACAAUGUCAACAUCUGUGUUCACAUUUUCUAAUUGAAUUCAGUGAAUACUUCCCUUAUACUGUAUUUAGAUGCACAAAUAUUCAUGACUGCGUUCAAUAAAUGUUUAUUGUAUC